Molecule: messenger RNA, 4003 nt
Organism: Tetranychus urticae (two-spotted spider mite)
Lineage: Eukaryota; Metazoa; Arthropoda; Arachnida; Trombidiformes; Tetranychidae
Gene: dsd
Product: attractin-like protein dsd
Cellular component (GO): Golgi apparatus
Molecular function (GO): protein binding
Source: RefSeq, a predicted model, not a curated record
AGUGAACUUUUAAAGCUCCAUCUGGUAAUAUAGGCUGUAAAAGAGUUUGUCGCCCAGAUGAUAUAUAAUAUUGUGUGAAACCAUUCUAUAUUCAGCGCUCGACUAUGUUGGUAAUCAGCCAAAUUAAGAAUUUAAAUAAUUUGUUUUGUGUAUUUCAGGUGUUUAACUGACCGACCAAUGUUGUCGAUUAAAUCUGAAUUAGCUUAGAAAAGCAUCGACAUGAUGAACAAAAGAGUUAUCUUCUGUCCUAUGUUAUCAUUGAUCAUACUGGUUAGCAGUCAUUCAUUGUCGCCAGGCCCCAGAAAAUCAUCAUGCGAUCAUGUUCUUUGUUAUCAUGGUACCUGUCAAGACGGCCGCUGUCAGUGUGAUAGAGGGUGGCAAGGUUCUGCUUGUCAUAUGUGUACGGGUAGGACAAUUUUGAAAGAAACAUCUGGUGAGAUAACGGACGGUAAUGACAACUAUGCUACUGAUCUUCAAUGUACAUGGUUAAUUGAUCCAGGUAAACCAAAUACCACAAUUCGUUUAAAGUUUAAUGAAUUCGCAACUGAAUGCAGCUGGGAUCAUUUGUAUAUAUUCGAUGGAGAUUCCAUUUUUUCACCUCUCAUUGGAGCUUUUAGUGGUCUUCUAAUCAAAGAAGGCUAUUAUACUCAGGAGCUACCAGAAAUCAUUGCUACCUCAGGUCGAGCCUAUCUUUACUUUUAUUCAGACACUGCUUAUAAUAUGAGUGGUUUCAAGAUUUCUUAUAGCGAUAAUUCUUGUCCAAACAAUUGUUCUGCUAAUGGUGCUUGCAUCGAUGGGGUGUGUACCUGUAACGGUGGUUUGGAUGGACCCGCUUGUGAUAAACCCAUAUGUCCCAACAAAUGCUCUUUUCACGGUCGUUGUGAAUCAUCUGAACGUAGGUGUAUAUGUGAACCAGAUUAUAUUGGAGAUGAUUGUAGUCAAAGUGCUUCACAACCUUAUUGGAGUACUGUCCUUUCUACCGGAAAUGUCAAAGGUAGAUCACUUCACAAAGCAGUUGUUUUAAAUGAUUCUAUGUGGGUUAUUGGAGGAGAAUUUUUUGACAAAACAGCAGAGUUGAGUGAAUUUUUUGUUCGUUUUGAUCUCAAUCUGAAAAAAUGGGACCCUAUUGGCUAUAUUGAAAAAGGACCAACUCCAAGAUUUGGCCAUUCUGUUGCCGUUUACAAUGGAGCACUCUACAUGUUUGGUGGAAUGAUAAAAAAUACAAACGUAGUUAAUGAACUUUGGCGUUAUGAUGGAAGAUCUUGGACUGUUCUUCGAAAUGACGACAGUCAAUAUAUGCGUAUCCGUCAUAGUCCUGAAUUGCGUGGGCCCUUGAAAUCAAUGGGACAUACUGCAAAUGUUGUUGGUGAUCGUAUGAUUGUUAUUUUUGGUCAUAAUCCUAUUUAUGGAUAUCUUAAUUCAGUCCAAGAAUAUGAUUUUAAACGCAACAACUGGACUGUGGUCAGCACAAAUGGUGCCCAUGUCAAAGGAGGCUAUGGUCACACUAGUGUUUAUUAUCCUGAAAACAAUUUAAUUUAUGUACAUGGUGGUUAUCAUUCAUCGCUUUCUGACUCCAUCCUCGUCGAUCUUUUAUACAGUUAUCAUCCUGAUAAGAAAACAUGGAAACUUUUAAAUCCGAGCCAUUCCCCAAGAUAUCUACAUAGUGCUGUAAUUAUUAAUGGACUUAUGUAUGUGUUUGGUGGUAACGGUCACAAUGCUACGCACGAUAAUACUGGUGAUAAAUGUUUCUCCGUUCAAUUCCUAGCUUAUGACAUCGAAUGUGAUAACUGGAUUACCAUGAAAGAGCCUUCAAUUCAAGGAUCCGGUCGUUAUGGUCACAGUGCAAUUACUUAUAGAGAUCAUAUGUAUAUAUUUGCUGGUUUUAAUAGUCUUAUGCUCAACUCACUAAUUCGAUUCUCACCUGGGGAAUGUUCACCCGGCCAAUCUUACCGUAGUGAUUGUUUCAAACACAAAUACCUAUCAACAUUAUCAUAUUCAUCUAAAAACUCUACACGUUGUGAACCUCGUUCUAAAACCAAUUUCAGCGAACUUUGUCAAAAGCAAACAAACUGUCAUUCAUGUCUAGAAAAUUCGUAUGACUGUAUAUGGUGUGGUGAGUCUUGUCAUCACGAGAAAUGUAAAAAAUCUGGUUCAAAAGGUAUUAUUGAUGUUAGCAAAUGUGAUAAUCAAAAAAGAAAAGAAUCAGAUUGUGAUAAACUUGAUAAUUGUCACUAUUGUCAUACCAAAGAACAUUGCAUUUGGGUACGAGACAGUAAAUGUCGCUUCAAUCGAGACCACGAAAUGUUGACUAAAGCAGUUCUGGCUGUGUCUAAAACUCAAUUUGAGAAUGGUGAAAGCUAUUCCGAAAACAAACAAAACGAUGGAACAAUUUCUGGAACUAGUACUCGUAAUGGUGUUAUUGGGUCCAGUGAGACCAGUGGAGUGAUUUCAAAUACUCCCAGUAGUAUUUUCAAUAAUAAUGUCACUAACUUGGUCGAUGGUUCUAGCAAAGAAUGGCUCAAUGCGAUCAUAAGUGACGCAUAUCAACCUAUCUGUGAAUUACCUUGUUUUACUCGCACAACUUGUGGCAAUUGUACUCGUGGACCUUGUAUGUGGUGUUCAUCAUCACAACGGUGUAUUGAAUCAAAUGCUUAUGCUGCUGUCUUUCCUAUGGGUCAAUGUAUGGAAUGGACCAUUCAUCAUUGGAAAUGUUCAGUACUUAAUUGUGAAGACAUUCAAACCUGUGAAGCAUGCCAGAAUAAUCCAAGGUGUGGAUGGUGUGAUGAUGGAUCUAAUACAGGAGUUGGUAAAUGCAUGGAAGGAUCUUACAUGAGCCCUCUUAUACCCGAUGCAUGUCCCCAAAAACGAUGGCAUUUUGUUUCUUGUCCAGAUUGUCAGUGUAACGGUCAUAGUCAUUGCUCAACUGAUUCAAAUACCUGUGAAUCAUGUAAAGAUUUAACGGAAGGACUUCAUUGUCAAAAAUGUAUGGAGGGUCAUUACGGUAAUCCAGUUAAUGGAGGAACCUGUCGUCCGUGUUUCUGUUACAAUCACUCUACUCAAUGUAAUCCAGAUUCUGGAAAAUGUUAUUGUACUACUAAAGGUAUUAUUGGUCAUCAUUGUGAUAAAUGUGAUGAAUCAAGUCAUUAUUAUGGCAACCCAACAGAGCCUGGAGGUUCUUGUUACUACAAUUUAUCAGUUGACUUCCAAUACACUUUUAAUAUGUCCAAACCAGAAGAUUCGCAUUUUCAACGAAUUAAUUUUAUGAACGUUCCGGCCAAGCCUGAUGUAGAUGUCGAUUUUACAAUAGCAUGUUCUUCCUUCGCAUUAGUAAAUAUAUCAGUGGGAGCCCCAACAAUUACUUGGAAACAUAGUUUAUUAGAAUGUGGUUCAUUCAAGAUUCGCUUCAGUCGAGAAGAUUCUUCAUUUGGUAAUGACAAUGCAACAUUUUUCGUUAAUGUAUUCAGCUUCCAAACACCCAUUUUACUACAAAUAUCCUUUUCUCAACACCGAACUCUUGAUCUGUUGCAAUUUUUUGUGACAUUUUCUAGCUGCUUUUUAACUUUACUAAUAAUCGCAGCAAUUAUGUGGAAAAUUAAACAACGUUAUGACAUGUAUCGCCGCCGUCAACAACUGUUCCUUGAAUUGGAACAUCGAGCUAGUCGCCCUUUUGCCAGUAUUUUAAUUGAAUUGAACAACGAUGAUUGCAAUGAAGAAUUAUUGCAGAGAAAUGGUAUUAAUGAAACAGGAGAUUCAUCAACUCAAACCAUGUUACAUGCCCGUUGUGAUCCAACACCAAUCGCCUUGGAGCCAUGUAGUUCGAACAAAGCAGCAGUUCUUUCAUUGAUUCUUCGUCUACCAUCAGGUGGAUCAUCAACUGUACCACCAGGGCAAACUGGUCUAGCCAUUGGUUCCGCUCUGGUCUCUCUUGGGACACUUGAUCAAAAAUGUACUAAAUGUGUAAACUAAAACUAAAAUUACCGCUAUUAAUAUUGCCAUCCUUUGA